This is a messenger RNA of Trypanosoma brucei brucei TREU927, 498 nucleotides long. RefSeq lists its product as hypothetical. NCBI's taxonomy places the organism in Eukaryota, Euglenozoa, Kinetoplastea, Trypanosomatida, Trypanosomatidae. Gene Ontology annotation, biological process: protein K69-linked ufmylation. Gene Ontology annotation, cellular component: cytoplasm. The coding region runs from base 1 to 498 and encodes 165 amino acids. Gene Ontology annotation, molecular function: UFM1 conjugating enzyme activity. The transcript has a single exon. The record is from RefSeq and is a predicted model, not a curated record.
AUGGAUCCGGCGGUUAGGGAAAGCGUUUCGCGUAUUCCACUGCUCAAAACUAAAGCUGGUCCUCGUGAUGGGGAACAAUGGACGCAACGACUAAAGGAAGAGUAUACUUCUCUUAUUCAGUUCGUGGAGAACAAUAAAGCGAGUGAUAACCAUUGGUUUAAGCUCGAGAGCAAUGAGGCAGGAACCCGGUGGUACGGGACAUGCUGGACGUACUAUAAGAAUGAAAGAUAUGAGUUUAAUAUGAACUUUGACCUCGCUGUAACAUACCCUCAAGCACCACCAGAGAUUGCUUUACCAGAACUGGAGGGUAAAACAGUGAAAAUGUACCGUGGUGGUAAAAUUUGCAUGACGACGCACUUUUUCCCACUAUGGGCUCGGAAUGUCCCUUAUUUUGGCAUCAGUCAUGCACUCGCAUUAGGAUUGGGUCCGUGGUUAUCCAUUGAGGUACCGGCGAUGGUGGAGGAUGGGGUUCUUAAACCCAAAAAAGUGGAAAGUUAG